AUAUAUAUAUAUAUAUAUAUCAAAAAAAAACACGGUGAUUUAAAAAAAACCGUCGCGCGACGAAUAUUAUUCAGGUCUAAACUAGCUUGAGUUUUAUUUUCUUCACCUUCAAUGCUAUAUUUGUGUAAAUCAAGAAUUUUCUGCGUCUCAUAACCAUUAUCUUGCCUUGAAGCGAGUACUUCGCCUUCUAAUGUUUAGUGACGUAAAUCCGGGUUGUUUUAGUCCACUUGAAAAGAUAAACUAUAAUCUAURAGCUCUUCAAUCGAGGAUCCGUAUUUGUCAUUUACCAUUUAAACUAAUUUUUCAUUUCAGUUUUAAUUUAUCGAGGGAAAAAAAUAUACUCGAUUUACCAUUAAAUCAAUCGCAAGGGUGCACUUUUAGUUCGUGAAAGUGGUUGAAAUGAUCUUAAAGCCCUCGUUUUUGAUUGCAUUCAAUUGAAYAUCUGUUUUUGGCUUAUCUAUGUAUGAUGAUGUGUUGCUGUUUCGCGCCGCAACUGAAAAAAUUAUGUCUUUAAUACUAGGGACCCCUACAUCUCUCUGGUCUUCUUCCACAUGACUGAAAAGAAAAAAAAAAGAGAACGGAAAUUGAAGAAGGCGAAGGGAGGAUUUGAAGCAAAAUCCUGUUCGUCGUCAUGACAACAUUGAAAAGUCUCCAAUAUUUCAAACGCCGGAAAAAAAUCUCCGAGCUGAUCUAAGGGGAAUUUAUCUUGUUGGAAUCAGUAAUUCAGGGGAUUUUGUUGGGGGAGGGCACUUUAGAACUCUGAGAUAUAAAAAUAAAACACUCGAAUCAAGGAAGAGAACCAGACYACUCACACGUAAUGUCGAGUAAAUUAAUCUAGCUUGAGAAUUCACCCAGAAUUCCAGGUUUUGUUCGUAUGCCUCUUCAGUCCCGUGUACUUUCAAAUCAUUAGCUAGGCCUUCGWAGGGCCAAGUAAACACGAUCACGCGACUUGGGGCUAUGACCAAGAUAGAGACUAYCGAAAACCAAGACAUAUUUUUCGUAAGUUCUUGUGUUUGUUCAUCUUUAAAUGGAUAAACGAGGGUGUGCAAGAAAAAGCGAUCGUCUUCCCUACAAGAGUACGUCUUCCCUACGAGAUCUUCGAUAUGCUACUAGUUGAUCAAACCUUAGGAAGACAGCUUUAAGCUAUUAAGAGAACAAGAUGARCACUUGUAAGCCGAAGGUCUCCUGUCAUUGGUUUAGGAAAGACCUACGUCUCCAUGACAACCCUGCUCUCUCCGAAGCAUUGCAAGGAUCCGAUGAAUUUUACGGAAUAUACGUCCUUUCACCACUGUUCGACAGGCCCAUCGUAUCAGAAAACAAGAAGAAUUUCCUUCUACAGUCGCUAAAAGAUCUGGAUGAAAAUCUUCAGAAGUAUGGAUCAAAGCUACUUGUGUUCCAAGGCCAACUACCACAAGUAUUCUCUCUCAUCUUUCAAAAGCUUGGUUUAACAACACUAACAUUCCAAGCCGCCUUGGAUCGAUACGGAAGACAAAACGAGCGUGUCGUCACACACCUCGCCGAAAAGGCUAACGUUCAAGUUUUUGCAAACGGUUUGCACACACUUUAUGACWWUGAUAUUCUCACGAGUGAAUGCAAAAACGAAAUCCCGAUACAGUUUGAACAGUUCAUGGAUAUGGUGACCGAGCUAGGUCCACCGGAUARGCCUGUCCCUGAUGUCACGUGGUUUCCUAAGCAAGGGAAUCAACUAGACAAAUCAUUCUCUGCACUUGUCAAAGACUCACGGUCACUUAAGCCCACAAUCACCCAUAUGAAGAUGGUGGGUGGGGAACACUCGGCUCUACAAAAGCUAAAGGAGUUUGUACAAGAGAGGGUGCAAAAUGGAUUCGGUGAAGCUCCUUUCUCGCAUGAAACGCUCACGUCAAGCAGAGGCUGUAUUGACCCAUAUCUCAGCUUUGGUUGCCUUUCUCCAAGAACAGUGUAUUACGCCAUUAGAGAAGCUUAUGAAAAGGAGAGUAAACAACACCCAAUCCCUCAAAUAUUUUCGUUCCUGCUCUGGAGAGAAUACUCCAUUCUCCUCAAUGCUCUUGUACCUGACUUUCACAAGAUGGCAAAAAGCAAAUUGUGUUUGAAAAUCAAAUGGAUCGAGAACCAAGAGUACCUUAAUAGAUGGAAAAAGGGUAAGACUGGCUAUCCGUGGAUCGACGCCAUCAUGCGACAGCUCAAUCAGGAAGGAUGGAUNCUACAGCUGCCCUGGGAAGACAAUGCAACUGCACUACAACAGUGGAAAGAGGGCAAGACUGGAUUCCCGUGGAUCGACGCCAUCAUGAGACAGGUCAAUCAGGAAGGGUGGAUUCACAACGUGGCUCGAGAGGCCGUUGGAUGUUUUCUGACACGCGGAUGCUUGUGGAUCAACUGGGAAAAGGGAUACAAAGCUUUCGACGAGCUCCAGUUGGAUUCGGAGUGUGGAAUGAAUGCCAGCUGUUGGAUGUGGUCGUCGUGCAGUACCUACAUCAAGGGAUCGGUUCCUUGGUAUUGCCCCGUAGAGGUGGCCAAGAAGAUGGAUCCAUCUGCUUCAUACAUCAAGCGCUACGUGCCAGAAGUACGCCAUCUACCUACAGAGUAUGCUUUUGAGCGCCAAGAAUACCAGUCCUCCAUUAUCGUUGUUUGGCAACCUUCUCAGACGUGAAUACUUCUUGCAAUCAGCAAGUCAAAACCCUGACCUYCAYAAGAUGGUCAACAAUUCAAUGAGUCUACAGCUGCCCUGGGAAGACAAUGCAACUGCACUACAACAGUGGAAAGAAGGCAAGACUGGAUUCCCGUGGAUCGACGCCAUCAUGMGACAGCUCAAUCAGGAAGGGUGGAUUCACAACGUGGCUCGMGAGGCCGUUGGAUGUUUUCUKACACGCGGAUGCUUGUGGAUCAACUGGGAAGAGGGAUACAAAGCUUUCGACGAGCUCCAGUUGGAUUCGGAGUGGGGAAUGAAUGCCAGCUGUUGGAUGUGGUUGUCGUGCAGUACCUACAUCAARGGAUCGGUUCCUUGGUAUUGCCCYGUAGAGGUGGCCAAGAAGAUGGAUCCAUCUGCYUCWUACAUCAARCGCUACGUGCCAGAAGUACGCCAUCUACCUACAGAGUAUGCUUUUGAGCCUUGGAARGCACCAAAGGAUAUUCAAAGCACGGCCAACUGUGUYMUCGGGGUCAAUUAUCCCAAGCCAAUGGUCAACCAUUUGGAGCAGAGACAAAUAUGCGUUGAGAAACUUUACGAUUUGGGCAUACAGCUAGGAGCAAUAGCUCCAAACCAAGGUCCAACCAGUAUUCACUGGUUUCGUAAAGAUCUCCGUCUUCAUGACAAUCCUUCUCUGUUGGCCUCCAUCAAGAACUGCAGCACAUUUUAUCCA
Messenger RNA from Actinia tenebrosa (Australian red waratah sea anemone), 3356 nucleotides. RefSeq lists its product as uncharacterized. NCBI's taxonomy places the organism in Eukaryota, Metazoa, Cnidaria, Anthozoa, Actiniaria, Actiniidae. Gene Ontology annotation, molecular function: FAD binding; DNA binding. The record is from RefSeq and is a predicted model, not a curated record. Gene Ontology annotation, cellular component: cytoplasm; nucleus. Gene Ontology annotation, biological process: entrainment of circadian clock by photoperiod; circadian regulation of gene expression; negative regulation of DNA-templated transcription.